Lachnellula hyalina is the source of this 516-nucleotide messenger RNA. RefSeq names its product putative mitochondrial membrane protein. The annotation marks the transcript as partial. The record is from RefSeq and is a predicted model, not a curated record. The transcript has 4 exons. NCBI's taxonomy places the organism in Eukaryota, Fungi, Ascomycota, Leotiomycetes, Helotiales, Lachnaceae.
AUGGCCUCUGUACAACCCCUCCCUUUCCGCAUAGCGCAAACCGUAGGCCUCACAUCAAGCGGCCUCCUCGCUGGAAUUUCCUUAUCGUUCACCCUCGUCUCCGUUCCGCGGCUCCUCGAAUCCCCAGCACCCCUACUCCUACAGCAAUGGACACACCUCUACAACGAAGGGAAAGUGACCGUGCCGCCCCUAACGAUCGUUGCUAGCACAAUGUGGGCGUACCUAGCGUAUGGAGCGAGUAAGGCUGGGGCGGGGAGUAUGGAAGGAGAGAAGUAUUGGGGGUAUGUCGCUGCUGGGGUUUUGGUACGCAUUACUCUGAAGAGUGCACUGUUUGUUCCUUUUACGGUGUUGGUGAUGAAGGACACGAAUGCUAAGCUGCUGGGGAGGGGAAACUUGAGUGCUGAGGAGAUUGUGAAAGGGGAAAGUGUACAUCAAUUGGUUGAUCGGUGGGGAUUGUUGAACUUGGGACGGGGUACUGCUUUAUUAGCUAGUGCGCUGGUUGGAACAUGGACUAUU